Molecule: messenger RNA, 932 nt
Organism: Aphanomyces invadans
Lineage: Eukaryota; Oomycota; Saprolegniomycetes; Saprolegniales; Verrucalvaceae
Exons: 6
Coding region: 38-874 (278 amino acids)
Cellular component (GO): nucleus; cytoplasm
Molecular function (GO): heat shock protein binding
Source: RefSeq, a predicted model, not a curated record
GUGGCCUUAAGUAAUUGAAAAACGCGGCAACUUUGACAUGUCUUCGACGCUUGAUCGCAUUCGAGCCCACUUUGGCCACACGGAUCUGUACAGGAUCCUCCAUGUGAAGAAGACUGCCACGGAAAGCGAGCUCAAGACAGCGUACCGAAAGCAGGCCCUCAAGCAUCACCCGGACAAGAAUCUCGACAACGACGACGCGACAGAGAAGUUCCAGCUGCUUUGCACGAUCCAUGCCGUGUUGAGCAACGCCGACUCCCGCGCUGUGUACGACGAAACGGGAGAAAUCGAAGCCGACUCGUCCACUGACACCAAGUCGUUCAACGACUGGGUAGCGUACUGGCGAGCUCUUUUCCCUCCUUUGACGGAGAAUGACAUCACGAGCUUCGAAGCCACAUAUCGCGGAUCGGCAGAAGAAUCCAAGGACCUGUUGGAAGCGUAUAAAAAACACAAGGGCAAGUGGCAAAACAUCCUGGACGUGGUCAUCCUGGCGCGCGACGAGGACAUCGACCGCUUCGAAGACAUCAUCCAAGCGGCCAUCGACGACGGCUCGGUACCUCUUUUUCCUGCAUUCAAGAAGAAACCUGUUGUGGCAAAGAAGAGUGCGAGCGCUCGGAAGAAGCAGGACGCAGAGGCCAAGGCCGCCGAGGACUUGAUUGCUCAAAUUCGGGGGCGCAACGGCCGUUCGGCCAUGGCAAAGCGAAGUGCCCAGUUUGACUCGCUCCUUUCCAAACUCGAAGACAAGUACGCCCCAGACGACGACGAUGGGGAGUCGAAACCUUCCAAGAAGCGGCACACCUCCAAAUCCGAGGAACCGUCGGAGGAGGAAUUCCUCGCGGCUCAGCGAAGACUCGAAAAGAACAAGCGCAAGGAGUGAGGAAGCUGGUAAAUGUCCUGAACAUGCUUUGAAUUGGAUAGUAUACAUGGAAGUCGAC